Molecule: messenger RNA, 8509 nt
Organism: Rhododendron vialii
Lineage: Eukaryota; Viridiplantae; Streptophyta; Magnoliopsida; Ericales; Ericaceae
Product: protein SABRE-like
Exons: 23
Coding region: 245-8221 (2658 amino acids)
Source: RefSeq, a predicted model, not a curated record
ACACAGAACCAAUACCAAAACGACCGCUUCUGAUCAACGUUCUCUCUCUCUCUCUCUCUCUCUCCUCGUUUUCGCAAUUUCAGUUUCAGGAAAAAGAUCCAGCGACAUUCACAAUCGAAAAACUGAUCCUAGGGUUAUUUUUCUCAAUGCGAAGUUAUGAGAGUUUCGCUUGAAUUAUUGAUUUCGGACAAUGCAUGGAUCUUAGAACACGGAGUACAAGAGAUCGACCCGAUUUUUGGUGGCAAUGGCGGCCUCUCCCGUCAAAUUCUUAUUGGGAUUUCUACUAGCCUCGUUCAUUUUAUGGCUGGUGUUCAUGUUUGCGUUGAGGUUGUUUGCUUGGAUCUUAAGCCGGCUUAUGGGAGCAUCUGUUGGAUUCCGGAUUGGAGGAUGGAUGUGUUUAAGAGAUGUUGUUGUCAAAUUCAAAAAGGGUGUUGUUGAAUCUGUAUCUGUUGGUGAAAUCAGGCUCAGCUUACGCCAAUCCUUGGUUAAACUUGGGGUUGGUUUUAUUUCUAGGGACCCAAAACUGCAGGUGUUAAUAUGCCAUUUACAAGUUGUACUGAGACCUUCAGGUAGAAGCACACAGAAAAUCAGGUCUCGAAAGUCUCACACUUCAAGUAGAGGAAAGUGGAGGGUUGUGGCUAAUGUGGCAAGAUAUUUGUCAGCUUCUAUAAGCGAAUUGGUUGUGAAGAUGCCCAGAGCAACUAUUGCUGUUAAAGAACUCAGAGCCGGUCUAUCUAAAGAUGGUGGAUCCAAGCCAGCUCUGUUUGUUAAGCUACACCUUUUGCACAUCCUCGGUCACUUGGGAGGGCCAUGGGUCAAUUAUGAUCAAGCAUCCAACUUUAACCGUGGUGGAAACACUUCAGCUAGCCCCACAUUCUUUGCCUUGUUGGAAACGAACCCUGCUCCUUUCUACUGCACAGAAUUAAUUCUUUCUUCUGAAUUUCGUCAUGAUGGGGAAGCAGGUGUAGUAAUCAAGAAUGUGGACAUUUUAAGUGGAGAAGUCACGUUAAACUUAACCGAGGAGUUGGUUCAUAGAAAGAAGUUUUCAUCUGACACGUGCUCUCAUGCUGCUGAAGUUGCAUCUAGCACUACUAAAGAGUCACGGAUAAAACAAGCUGCACUUUUGUCUGUGAAGAUGAAGAAAUGUAUUUCAAUGAUUCCAGAGAAGCUAUACUUCAAUUUACCCAAGCUGGAUGUGAAGUUUGUGCAUAGGAGACAUGAUCUUGUUGUUGAAAAUAACAUCAUGGGUAUUCAAGUUGAAAUCAUCAAAGAACGAUCUAUGGAAGAAGUAGGGGAGAGUACACGCCUUGAUAUUCGAAUGGAUUUUAAUGAGAUUCAUCUUUUAAGAGAAGCUAGCAUUUCUGUCUUGGAGAUACUAAAACUUGGUGUUGUUUCUUCAGCUUACAUUCCUUCACAGCAUGAUUUGCCUAUCAGAUAUGAGAGUGAUGUUAAGCUUGGGGAUACACAGUGCAACAUUAUACUGAGCAGACUAAAGCCAUGGAUGCGCCUUCGCUCCUCAAAAGGGGAGAAAAUGGUGCUUCAAGAUGGGAGUUCUAACCCUGGAAGGCUGCAUUCUACCGAAUCCAAAGGCAUCAUAUGGAGUUGUACAGUUUCAGCACCAGAGAUGACUGCUAUGCUUUAUAGCCUGAGUGGUUCGCCCCUAUAUCUUGGUUGCUCACAAUCAGCACAUUUGUUUGCCAAUAAUAUUUCAAGUACUGGCACUUCAGUGCACAUGGAACUUGGUGAACUAAAUUUACACACAGCUGGUGAAUAUGAAGAUUGCUUAAAAGAAAGCCUUUUUGGAGUGGAAACAAAUACAGGUUGCAUAAUGAAUAUCACAACAGCUAGCCUGGAUUGGGGCAGAAAAGAUAUGGAGUCACUUGAAAAAGAUGGUCCUAAGAGCAAAGUGGUUCUCUCAGUUGAGGUGACUGGUGUGGGUGUUUACUUGACCUUCAAGCGUAUUGAAUCACUUCUAUCGACGGUAAUAUCCUUUAAAUAUUUGUUGAAAUUGUUUUCUGCUUCUAGUACAAAACCACCACCGAACCGAGGAGGCCACCCAUCUGAACCAUCAGGGAAGGGCAUUCAACGCUUAAUAUUUAGAUUGGAUAAGUGCUCUAUAAACUUUAGCGGUGAGAUGGGGUUGGAGAACACAGUUAUUGCGGACCCCAAACGUGUGAAUUAUGGAUCUCAAGGUGGUCGAGUUAUAGUUAUUCUCUCAGCUGAUGGGGCACCACGUAGUGCAAACAUAAUGUCCACCAUUUCUGAUGAAUGCAAGAAAUUGAAGUAUUGUAUAUCUCUUGACAUUUUCCAGUUCAGUACGAGCAUGGACAGGGAGAAACAGUCGACACAGAUGGAGCUUGAAAGAGCAAGAUCUAUCUAUCAGGAGUACUUGGAUGAUGAUAGGUCAGGUGCAAUUUGUGCAUUGUUUGACAUGCAGAAUGCAAAACUUCUGCGAUCUGGUGGUCUUAAAGAGAUUACUAUUCGCUAUUUGUUUAGUGCUACGGAUAUUGCAAUCAGGUGGGAGCCAGAUGUUCAUAUAGCAUUGUUUGAGCUUGUGCUACAAGUGAAGUUACUCAUACAUAAUCACAAGUUUCAAGGAUUUGAUGAAAUUCCUAUGGAAAACACUUCUAGUGUAAGAGGAAAUGAACAGAAGAAAGAAACCUCUGUCGAAACAAUACAAUAUGGAAAGCAAAAGAAGAAAAGGGAAUCUAUUUUCGUUGUUGACCUUGAGAUGCUGAGCAUAUCUGCUGAGGUUGGAGAUGGGGUUGAUGCCAUGGUUCAGGUUCAAUCAAUUUUUACUGAGAAUGCAUCUAUAGGGGUAGUUCUUGAAGGACUUGUGCUCAGUUUCAAUGAUGCAAGAGUCUUUAAAAGCAGUCGGAUACAAAUAUCUAGAAUUCCUAAUGUCUCUGCUGGUUCAUCUGAUGCUGAAGUUGGGGCAGCGACUUCAUGGGAUUGGGUAAUUCAAGGACUUGAUGUCCAUAUUUGCAUGCCAUACAGAUUGCAGUUGCGUGCCAUUGAUGAUUCCAUUGAGGAGAUGUUGAGAGCUCUAAAGCUUAUCACUGCUGCUAAAGCCAAAAUUGUAUUUCCAAUGAAGAAAGAUAGUGCAAAACCUAAGCAGCCUAGUUCAACAAAAUUUGGUUGUGUGAAGUUAUGCAUACAUAAACUAACUGUUGACAUUGAGGAAGAACCGUUACAGGGUUGGCUUGAUGAACACUAUCAGUUGAUGAAGAAUGAGGCUUCUGAAUUAUCUGUCAGAUUGAAAUUUCUUGAUGAACUUAUUUCCAGAAGCAGGCAAUGUUCUGGAACUGCUGAAGCAAAGGAUUCUGCUCACGAUGGAGAGAUACUUUUUUCUGUAGGUGAGGAGAUUGAUGUUCGAAAUGCUUCAGUUGUUCAGAAGGAGGAGGAGAUUUAUAAGCAAUCAUUCCAGUCAUAUUACCAGGCAUGUCAGAAUCUUGUGCCAUCAGAUGGAUCAGGAGCUUGUAAAAGAGGGUUUCAAUCUGGUUUCAAGCCUAGCACUUCAAGAACAUCUCUCCUUUCUAUCUAUGCAUUAGAGUUGGAUGUUAGCUUGACAAGCAUUAUUGGUGGUGAUGAUGGGAUGUUAGAGGUUAUUCAACAGCUUGAUCCUGUCAGUCGAGAAUUUAACAUACCCUUUUCUCGACUUUACGGGAGUACUGUUCUUUUGCGCAUGUGCUCUCUUGUUGUUCAGUUGAGAAAUUACACUUUGCCACUUUUUUCUGGAUCUUCUGGCAGCUGUGAAGGUCGCGUUGUGCUAGCUCAACAGGCAACAUGCUUUCAGCCCCAAAUUUACCAAAAUGUAUUCAUUGGGAGAUGGAGGAAGGUUCGCAUGCUUCGUUCAGCUACUGGCACUACUCCACCAAUGAAAACAUACUUAGAUUUGCCUAUACAUUUUCAGAAAACAGAUGUUGCCUUUGGAGUGGGUUUUGAGCCAGCUUUUGCUGAUAUCAGCUAUGCUUUUACUGUAGCUCUUCGUAGGGCUAAUCUAAGCAUGAGGAACCCUAAUAGUUUCGAUGUUCAACCACCAAGAAAGGAACGAAGCUUACCAUGGUGGGAUGAUAUGAGAAACUACAUUCAUGGGAAUAUAACUUUGUUCAUGUCUGAGACCAGAUGGAAUCUUCUUGCCACUACUGAUCCUUAUGAGAAGUGUGACAAGCUUCAAAUCCUUUCUUGCCAUAUGGAAAUCCAGCAGUCAGAUGGUCGUGUUUAUCUCUCUGUCAAGGAUUUUAAGAUUUUGUUGAGCACUUUGGAGACUUUUCUAAACAACUGCAACCUAAAACUUCCAAUUGGCAUGUCUGAUGCUCUCCUAGAGGCCCCAUCCUUUACUCUAGAAGUGACAAUGGAAUGGGAUUGCGAGUCAGGCAAUCCCAUAAAUCACUAUUUGUUUGCACUCCCACAUGAAGGUGUACCUCGUGAAAAAGUUUUUGAUCCCUUCAGAUCUACUUCUCUCUCCCUGAGGUGGGAUUUCUCACUGAGGCCCUCUCUGCCCUCAAGUGAGGAUCAAUCACUAUCCUCCACCAUGCGAGAUGAUGCUAUCGUGAGCGGUGCUACUUAUGGUAAAAUAUUCAGGUCAGAAUAUGUUUCAACUGAUUCAGCAACCAUGGUAGUUGGUGCUCAUGAUUUAGUAUGGUUAAUAAAAUUCUGGAACAUGAAUUUCAUACCUCCUCAUAAGUUGAGAACCUUUUCGCGGUGGCCUCGUUUUGGAAUUCCAAGAGUCUCCAGAUCGGGCAAUCUGUCGUUAGAAAGGGUGAUGACGGAAUUCAUGUUCCGGAUUGAUGUAACUCCGAUCUGUAUAAGGCAUAUGCCUUUGGAUGAUAAUGAUCCGGCUAAAGGACUUAAAUUUAAGAUGUCAAAACUCAAAUGUGAACUCUACUUUGGUCGGGGUAAGCAAACAUAUACCUUUGAAUGCAUGCGUGAUCCUCUUGAUCUUGUUUACCUGGGUGUUGACCUUAACAUGCUUAAAGCAAGUUUAAGUAAAGAAGAUUGCAUGAGUGUUGCAAAAGCAAUCCAAAUCAGCAGGAAAAAUCCUACGUAUGUGCCAAUGGGUAAAGCUACCAAUGAAAAACGUAGCUAUACUAGCAGCUGCACAGAGAAGAAUAGUGAUGAUGGAUUUCUGCUAUCAUCAGAUUAUUUCCUAAUCAGACGGCAAGCCGCAAAAGCCGAUCCUGCAAGGUUAUCAGCAUGGCAGGAAGCAGGAAGAAGAAAUCUUGAGAUGACAUACAUCAGGUCUGAGUUUGAAAACGAGAGUAAGAGUAAUGACCACACUGGAUCAGAUCCAAGUGAUGAUGAUUAUAAUGUGGCAAUAGCUGACAAUUGUUUACGCAUUUUUGUUUACGGCCUCAAGCUUUUGUGGAAUUUUGAAAAUAGAGAUGCUGUGUGUUCCUGGAUUGCUGUAAUAUCCAAGGCAUUUGAACCUCCAAAACUUUCUCCUUCUCGGCUGUAUGCACAGAGGAAGUUGAAUGAGGGCAAACAGGUUGUUAAUGGACCUGAAAUGCCUCAAGAUGAUUCAACAAAUCCUCCUUUAAUUAAUCAAGGUGGUAGUUCCCCUACUCCAAUGCUUGUAGUGACUUCAGGAUCGCCUUCAUCUCUAACUCAGGAAGUUAAAAGAGAGAACUCUCCAUCUGGUUUAAGGAGGAUUCAUUUUGCCUUACCACCAGCAAAUAACGGAAGCAAUCAUGAUUCUGAGGAGGAGGGUACUCGACAUUUCAUGGUGAAUAUAGUAGAACCACAAUUCAAUCUUCACUCAGAAGAUUCCAAUGGUAGAUUUCUGCUUGCUGCUGAUAGUGGUCGUGUUUUAGCCCGUUCAUUCCAUUCAGUUCUUCACAUUGGCUAUGAAAUAAUUGGACAAGCUCUUGGUGCUGGAAAUUUACAUGUUCCAGAAUGUCAACCUGAAAUGACAUGGAACCGCAAGGAAUUUUCGGUGAUGUUGGAGCAUGUGCAGGCUCAUGUUGCACCAACUGAUGUUGACCCUGGGGCUGGACUUCAGUGGCUUCCAAAAAUCCGUAGGAGUUCCCCCAACAGAAAGCGCACUGGUGCUUUACUUGAAAGAGUGUUUGUGCCUUGUGAUAUGUACUUCCGCUACACAAGGCAUAACGGCGGUACAACAGACUUAAAGAUGAAGCCCUUGAAAGAGCUGUCUUUCAAUUCCCGCAAUUUGACGGCGACAAUGACAUCCCGUCAAUAUCAGGUUAUGCUUGAUGUGUUGACUAAUCUUCUCUUUGCUCGGCUUCCCAAGCCUCGAAAAACUAGUCUGUCAUAUCUUGCUGAAGAUGAUGAAGGCAUUGAAGAGGCAGAUGAGGUUGUUCCUGAAGGUGUUGAAGAGGUAGAACUUGCGAGAAUCAAUCUUGAACAAAAAGAGCGGGAGCAGAAGAUGAUUCUAGAUGACAUUAGGAAAUUGUCUUCAUCUUCUGAUACGUCUGGAGAUGAAAGCUUGGAGAAGGAAGGUGAUCUAUGGAUGAUAACUGGUGGAAGGUCGACAUUGGUGUACAUGCUAAAGAAAGAGCUUGGGAAUGCAAAAAAUUUGAGAAAAACUGCCACUGCUUCACUAAGAAUGGCUCUGCACAAUGCUGCACAGCUAAUACUUAUGGAAAAAGAGAAAAACAAAAGUCCAUCCUGUGCCAUGCGUAUUUCUGUGCAAGUUAACAAAGUGAUUUGGAGCAUGCUUGCGGAUGGGAAAUGUUUUGUUGAAGCUGAGAUAAAUGAUAUGAAAUAUGAGUUUGACAGGGACUUCAAAGAUAUUGCUGUAGCUCGAUUCACAAUCAAGUAUUUUGUCGUGAGAAAUUGCUUGCCCAAUGCCAAGUUUGAUAUGCUUCUAUCACCAUGGAAUCCUCCUCCUGAAUGGGGAAAAAAAGUAAUGCUCCAGGUAGAUGCAAGGCAAGGAGCUCCAAAGGUUGGAAACACUCCUUUUGAAAACUUCCAGGUAGAUAUCUACCCCUUAAAGAUACACUUGACCGAGACACUGUACCAUAUGAUAUGGGGGUAUCUCUUCCCAGAAGAACAACAAGACUACCAAAGGCGGCAGGAAGUUUGGAAGGUUUCCACCGCUUCAGGACCAAAAAGUGUAAAGAAAGUUUCAUCUCUGGCUGAAGCUUUUGCAUCAAGCAGUCCCCCAACAAAAGAGCCUGAGGUUUCCUCGAAACCAAACCCAUUUUUGGUACCCUUUAUUUCUGGGAUUAGGAAAUCUUCUCUUCACGCAGAUUCCUCGCAAACAUCGAAGUUGCAGAACAGAAAAGAUAAAGGUGGUGGUUCAACUCCUGAUCUAAGACGAACCUCUUCGUUUGACAGAACAUGGGAAGAAAAUGUGGCCGAAUCUGUGGCAAAUGAACUUGUAUUACAGGUUCAUUCAUCUGGCAUUUCUCCAUCUAAAAGUGGGUCCCUUUCUCUUGAACAGCCGGACGAACUCACUGAAAAUAAGUCAAAAGAGAUGAAACCUAUUAGACCUGGUCGUUCUUCUCUUAAAGCAAAGAAGGUAGGAAAGAGGACAGAUGAUAAACUUUCCAAGCCUCGUAAAAUGAGGACGUUUCACAAUGUCAAGAUAAGCCAGGUUGAACUACUUGUCAGUUAUGAAGGGCCUCCAUUGUCUAUCACCGAGCUGAGGUUACUGAUGGAUGCUUUUCACCUUGUUGACUUCACUGGAACUUGGGGGCGACUGUUUUCACGAGUUAAGAAGCAUGUGAUUUGGGGUGUCUUGAAGUCGGUCACGGGGAUGCAGGGUAAGAAGUUUAAAUAUAAAGGACAUGCUCAGGAGGAGUCCAGCAGAGCUGCUGCAUCAGACAUCAAUCUUAAUCUCGCUGACAGCGAUCAAGGUUCAGUUGAGAAACCUGGUCAAUACCAAAUAUCUUGGGCUAGGCGUUCCAGUGAUGGAGCAGGUGAUGGAUUUGUCACAUCCGUUAAGGGCCUUUUCAAUUCUCAGCGCCGCAAGGCCAAGGCACUUGUGUUACGGACAAUGAGGUCCCAAACAGAGAAUAGGUCAAAUGGGGAAUGGAGUGAAAAUGAUGCAGAAUUCUCUCCCUUUGCGAGGCAACUAACUAUUACUAACGCAAAGAAGCUUAUUAGAAGGCACACGAAGAAGUUCGGAUCAAAGGGACAGAAAGGUGUAUCUUCCCAGCAUAAAGAAUUGCUUCCAUCGUCCUCAAGGCAGACCACACUACCUGAAAGUGAUUCUUCGUCUAGUGGAUCGCCACCUUAUGAGGAUUUUCAUGAGUAGAAGAGUUGCCUGAAGCCAAUUCUUCAUAGGUUAAAGAAGUGUGCAGGUGAAAGUCCCUUAACAGCCAGGGUUGGAAAGGGUAGAAACCGGUGGUGGUUGAUUAGUAAUGCUUGGAGAAUUCAAGACAUUUCCAAAUUAAGUCAGUUUUCUAAUGGUCGGGUAACGUUGCGUUGUUGGCCCAAGCUAAAGGAGUUCUUAGGUAUGGUGCAGGCCCUACGAAACAAAAGCAGGCCAAACAUCUUAUGGCAUUAUGAAGAUAAGAAUUGGGAAUCAAAGAUUGGUUUCUCC